Corylus avellana is the source of this 2190-nucleotide messenger RNA. Lineage: Eukaryota; Viridiplantae; Streptophyta; Magnoliopsida; Fagales; Betulaceae. The record is from RefSeq and is a predicted model, not a curated record.
AUGCUAGAUUUAACGUCUUAUCAUCACCUCUUCACCUUGUUUCUCUUUGGUAUUUUCUCCACCAAUCAUGCCUGCAACCAAAUAGACCGCAACUCUCUUUCGUCCUUAGCCUUCAACCAUAUGUCUUCUCCUCCACUAAAUUGGUCUUCCAUUGAUUGUUGUCAGUGGGAAGGCAUUUCUUGUGCUUACAAACAUCGAGUCACCCAUAUUUGGUUACCUUCUAAAGGCCUCAGUGGAAGUAUAUCUCUUUAUCUCGGAAACCUCACAUGUCUCUCCCACCUUAAUCUCUCCCACAAUUCACUUUUGGGUCCCCUCCCUGAGGGAUUGUUUUCGUCCUUGAAUCAACUCAAGGUUCUUGAUUUGAGCUACAACAAUUUAUUUGGAGAUAUAUCUGGCUGGCCUGCCUCAAUUCGAAUUGUUGACAUAUCUAGCAAUCACUUCAGCGAGACAAUCCAAUAUUCAUCCCUUCAGAGAGCAUGGAGGUUGAUCGAGCUCAAUGUCAGCAACAAUAGUUUCAUGGGCCCUAUUCCUUCAUUGCCUUGCGUCAAUUCAACCAUUGUUAAGCUCCUCGAUUUCUCCCAUAAUCAUCAUAGCGGACAAAUUCCUAGCGGAUUAGGGGCAUGUUCCAAACUAAAGGUUUUUCGGGCUGGUUUUAACUACCUCUCAGGUCCGCUUCCUGGUGAUAUAUACAAUGCAACAAGAUUAGAAGAAAUAUCCAUACCUUCCAAUGAUCUUUCAGGACCCAUUAGUGGCAACAUUGUGAACCUUGCCAAACUCGCCUACCUUGAGUUAUAUGGUAAUAAAUUUAGUGGUAAGCUCCCCGUAAAUAUUGGAAAGCUCUCCAAAUUAAAGUACCGAAUCCUUCAUACAAACUCCUUCACAGGUUCUUUGCCCCCAUCUUUGAUGAACUGCACAAAUCUCACAAAAUUGGUUUUACGGUUCAAUUUUCUUGAAGGAGACAUCUCUACCUUCAAUUUUUCCAGUCUUCAUCAACUUACUGUAUUUGACUUGGGGUUCAAUAAUUUCUCUGGUAACUUGCCAGUAAGCCUCUACUCAUGCAAGUCUCUCAUCGGAAUUCGACUAGCUCGAAACAACCUAGAAGGACAAAUCCUACCUGAGGUGCUUCAAUUGAAAUUCUUAUCCUUCCUUUCACUUUCUUACAAUAGGUUAACAAAUAUCACACACGCAAUCAAGAUUCUGAUGCGUUGCAAGGCACUCACCAUAGUCCUCCUUGGAAGAAAUUUUCUACAUGAGGCAAUGCCAAGUGAUGACACUAUACUUGGUUUUGAUGGAUUUAAAAAUCUUCAAGUUUUGAGUCUUAGUGAAUCCCAAUUGACCGGUCAAUUGCCUAUAUGGCUAUCUAAGCUUAAGAAUGUAGAAGUCCUGAAUCUAUAUUCCAAUCGUUUCACAGGUUCAAUUCCUGAUUGGUUGUCGACUCUUCCAAGGCUCUUCCAAUUAGACUUAUCUGAUAACCUCAUUUCAGGUGAAUUCCCAAAGAAACUUUGUGCCUUGCCGGCCUUAGUGUCACCAAAGGCUUUAGUAAACAACAGUUAUUUGGAUUUACCAAUUUUUGUCACAUUGCCAAGUGCUAGCCAGUACAAUUUUGUCUCAAACCUGCGACCAGCAAUAUUUCUUGGAUACAACAGUCUUAGCGGCAACAUCCCCGUUGAGAUUGGCCGUUUGAAGCUGCUUCAUUAUCUGAAUCUCACUCAUAAUAACUUCUCAGGAAAUAUUCCAGAGCAAUUGUCUCAACUCACAAAUCUAGAAGGAUUGGACCUCUCUGCAAAUCGGUUGUUCGGUGAAAUUCCAGCAUCAUUAAGUAGUUUGAAUUUCUUGUCUCGUUUUAGUGUUGCAAACAACAAUUUGCAUGGACCAAUACCAUCAGGCACUCAGCUACAGAGCUUUAAUGCCUCUGCCUAUGAGGACAAUCUUGGACUUUGUGGCCCCCCGCUUCCACAUGAGUGUGCUCAUAUUUUUGGCAGCAACGGAGAUAUUGGGGAUGAGGACAAUGGGCCUAGAAUUCCGUGGUUUCAAGUUAUUGUGGUUCUUGGAUUCAUUACAGGUUUUUGGGGAAUUUGUGGUCCAUUACUUUAUAGCUAUAAGUGGAGAGUUGCUUAUUUUCAAUUUUUGAACAACAUAAAAAAUAGGUGUAUAAUCUUAUUCUUUAAAAUUACAUAUUGGUCGGUUUAG